This is a messenger RNA of Ziziphus jujuba (common jujube), 1034 nucleotides long. RefSeq names its product transcription factor bHLH126. The transcript is spliced from 3 exons. Gene Ontology annotation, cellular component: RNA polymerase II transcription regulator complex. Gene Ontology annotation, biological process: regulation of transcription by RNA polymerase II. Gene Ontology annotation, molecular function: protein dimerization activity; DNA-binding transcription factor activity, RNA polymerase II-specific; RNA polymerase II transcription regulatory region sequence-specific DNA binding. The coding region runs from base 337 to 897 and encodes 186 amino acids. Lineage: Eukaryota; Viridiplantae; Streptophyta; Magnoliopsida; Rosales; Rhamnaceae. The record is from RefSeq and is a predicted model, not a curated record.
UUAGCUCCAUAAUCACAUUACCCAGAGGGCCAGAGAAAAUUUUUCCUUUUUCAGCUUUUUAUUUUUUUAUUUUUCUUCUUCUUCUUCUUCUUCUUAAAACUUUCAACCUAGACAGACCUUGUAUCAUAGUGUCUUUGUCAAAUGUUUCCAUUCCACCACCAAAGAUAUGAGCUCGAAUUCCAAAUCUCCUCCGAUCCCCACCUAGAAGAUAUCAUGCAACAAGAUCUGAUUCUGUGUCAAAAAUCAUGGCUAGAGGGAUAUAAUCUUGCAAAAUAAUUGGAGGAAAAAAGAAAGGGGAAAAAAAAAAAAGCCAGCAACAUAUAUAUAUAUAUAACUAUGUCUACUUCGGACAACAGAACAAAUAGCAGCGAUAAUGAUGAGAAGAAGAUGAUGCGUAGGGACAAUGAACGUCAAAGAAGGCAGCAAAUGGCAUUACUCAAUGCUUCACUUCGAUCCCAGCUGCCUCUUGAAUCGAUCAAGGGAAAGCGCUCAGUCGCGGAUCAUAUUAAUGAGGCCGUAAAUCAUAUAAAUAACAUGAAGAACAAGAUCGAGCAACUCACAGUAGAGAAAGAUAAGAUUGAAAGUUCAUUAAAUAUCUCAACAAAUAGCCCCAAAAGUGAAACUAGUUCAGAUAAUAAGCAGUCUAACUCAGUUGUAAUUAGGCCUUGUUGGGGUGGAAUGGAGAUUGUGAUAAGUGGAGGCCUUAGUGGGGAGGAUUUGCCUCUAUCAAGUGUCCUUGAAGUACUAGUCCUCGAAGAAGGAUUGAAUGUGGUGAGGUGUGCUUCUACCAAAGCAAAUGGAAGGCUGAUUCACACAAUUCAGGCCGAGGUUGAUGAUAUAAAUCGUGUUGAUUUGUCUGAGCUGCAACAAAAACUAAGUAUGUGCAGCCGCGACUGACAUGACAGUAUUCUCUGGUUAUGGAGUAGUGUAUAUAUAUAUUUUCCUGCAUUGCUUUGGUCUGAACAUUGAUCACAACUCUUAAAUUUGGUUUUAAUAUCUGUGGGAACUUGUUGAUGGCUUUGAAGUGUUUUUGA